This is a messenger RNA of Myxocyprinus asiaticus (Chinese sucker), 3669 nucleotides long. Its product is annotated as nicotinamide phosphoribosyltransferase. Bases 61 to 1542 code for a protein of 493 amino acids. The record is from RefSeq and is a predicted model, not a curated record. Gene Ontology annotation, molecular function: nicotinamide phosphoribosyltransferase activity. Gene Ontology annotation, biological process: NAD+ biosynthetic process. The transcript has 11 exons. NCBI's taxonomy places the organism in Eukaryota, Metazoa, Chordata, Actinopteri, Cypriniformes, Catostomidae.
CGGGGGUUGGUUGCGAGAACAACAGAACUGACAGGAGACUUCAUUCACGUCAAGGGGAAGAUGGAGCAGCACAGAGGCGCCGCGGACUUCAACAUCAUGUUAGCCACCGACUCUUACAAGGUCACACAUUACAAACAGUACCCACCCAACACUAGUAAGGUGUACUCUUACUUUGAAUGCCGUGAGAAGAAGACAGACCCUACCAAGCCCAGAAAAGUCAAAUAUGAUAAAACGGUCUUCUACGGGCUUCAGUACAUUCUACACAAAUACUUAAAAGGACAGGUCGUCACUCCAGAGAAGAUUCAGGAAGCAAAAGAAGUAUACCGGGAACACUUUCAGGAUGAUGUGUUCAAUGAAAAAGGCUGGAACUACAUUCUGCAGAAAUAUAACGGUCACCUGCCUAUCGAGAUCAAGGCUGUGCCGGAGGGAAGUGUUAUCCCACGUGGGAAUGUGCUCUUCACCGUGGAAAGCACAGAUCCGGAAUGCUACUGGCUCACUAACUGGGUAGAGACGAUCUUGGUUCAGAUCUGGUAUCCCAUCACCGUGGCGACAAACUCGCGAGAACAGAAAAAGAUUCUGGCCAAAUAUCUCAUGGAAACGUCAGGAAGCCUGGAGGGAUUGGAAUAUAAACUACAUGACUUUGGCUACCGAGGAGUUUCAUCUCAAGAGACGGCUGGUAUCGGUGCAUCUGCACACUUGGUAAACUUCAAAGGAACAGACACUGUGGCCGGGAUCAGUGUCAUUAAGAAGUACUACGGCACCAAAGACCCAGUUCCUGGUUUCUCUGUACCAGCUGCUGAACACAGCACGAUCACUGCCUGGGGAAAGGACCAUGAGAAAGAUGCUUUCGAGCACAUCAUCAAGCAGUUCCCCUCUGUCCCCGUGUCCAUUGUCAGUGACAGCUACGACAUCUACAAUGCCUGUGAGAAGAUCUGGGGGGAGGACCUCAGGAGUCUGAUCGAGAUGAGGAGCGCAGACGCCCCGCUGGUGGUCCGACCAGAUUCAGGAAACCCUCUAGACACGGUGCUGAAGGUCCUAGAGAUUUUAGGAAAAAAAUUUGUUCCGUUUGAGAACUCCAAAGGCUACAAGGUGCUUCCACCCUACAUCCGAGUCAUUCAGGGCGAUGGUGUGGAUAUCAACACUCUUCAGGAGAUUGUGGAGGGCAUGAAAGAGCACAGAUGGAGCAUUGAGAACAUCGCAUUUGGCUCAGGAGGAGCUUUGCUGCAGAAACUGACCCGAGAUCUGCUCAACUGCUCUUUCAAGUGCAGUUACGUGGUGACCAACGGACUGGGCGUGAACGUCUUCAAAGAUCCAGUCGCAGACCCCAACAAAAGGUCAAAGAAGGGUCGGCUUUCUCUUCACAGGACGCCAAACGGGGACUUUGUUACUCUGGAAGAGGGGAAGGGUGACCUGGAGGAGUAUGGAGAGGAUUUGCUGCAUACUGUGUUCCAGAACGGCAAGAUUGUAAAGACGUACACCUUCGAUGAGGUCAGAGACAAUGCCAAGUUGAAGGAGAGUGAAGUGGAGGAGCUUCUGCUUUGAGCACACCUCCACCUGUCUCCCCAUCAGCCCUCUUUCUCUUCACACCCCACACACACUACAAACCCGGUCUAAACCGCACGCCGCUGAGAGACGUGCGGGUGAGUCACCCCACAUUCAGUGUACAGAGCUGUUCUACGUUUCUCUCUCCAGACUCUGCUACGCUUCAGUGUCUCUUUCUAAUGGCGGAUGAAAGGAAUCAUCAUGCUAUUAAAAUAAUUGAACAGUGUAUUUGACCAAGCGUGCUAUCGAUCACACAUCUUUGCCGGAUUGGAGACGUAUAUGUGUGUAUACCGCGAGAAGAUUUUGCUUUGCUAGUUUGACUGUAGGACUGAAAGGUGAUCGCUUAGUUUUUGUUGAAUGUAAAUGUCGUGCGUUCGGUUUAUCACUUUAUCAAAGGAUUAUUCUAUUCCUGUAUGCAAAGGAGAUGGCUGAUCUAGGGGGACACUUUUCAUUCAUAUUCAUUGGCCUUGUUUUUAUGUUUGUUUUUGGUUACAUCUCACAACAGCAUGUCCAGGUCACUUUUCCACAUUUUGCAUAAAGAAUAAGAAAAGAAGUUCGCUUUUAGGACCAUUCAAAUUUAUAUUUGUAUUAUUUUCAUGACAUUUGAACACAUUCUCACUACCCGUAAUGUGUAAUGUACUGAUGUUUUAUUUUAUAAGUGUGCGUGUGCGUGUGCGUGUGUGUGUGUCUGUGUGUAAAAGUUUUUUUGUUUUUUUUGUAAAUUCCAUUAUUCUUUAUGAAGUUAUUUUAUAUAUACAUAUAUUAUUAUUAUUAUUAUUAUUAUUAUUAUUGUUAUUUUUUUAUUAUUAUUAUUAUUUUAUUUUUUUACAUUUAGCAUAAUUUAAAAGGCGGAUAUGGAAACCAUAAUGUAUAAAUACUCAAAAAUUUAAAUAAUAUGUAAGUACCUUAACAUCACAAUCAUGAAAAUUUGAUUUAUUUUUUUUAUAUUAACUUUUUUCAUUAUCAUAGACAAUUAGAGAAACAGGUGUCACUUUGCAUAAAGUUUUUAAUGGUUCUUUAAAAAGAGUACAUUUUAUUUUAUGCAUAAAAAUUUGCAUUUAUUCCUUUUAUUUUAAGGUGAUAUAUGACCUGGACGAGUUGUUGACCGGUUUCAUGAGUUUCAUUCAGAUAUAUUAGACCCUUCUCUUUUCUUUUUAUUUUAUUUGAAGUUUGCCAACAUGUUAGAUGCUAAUCAUGAUAUACAAUAUAAAGCUGACACAUGUAAGACAAAAACAAAAUGUUUUAAAUAUUCACUACAACUUUUUAUUCAGAAACACUUGACAACGGCAGUUUUAUUCUACAACAGGAAUCAUUUUAGAAGAGCUUGGUUUUACUAUUUUGUAUACUUACGGUUUCAAACACCAGAAUCAUUAUUUUUAUGAAAGACCGUAAUUACCGCCAUAGUUACUGCAGUAAAUAUCCAUAAUCAGAAUAAUGUGGCCAAAUUGCCUCCUCUCUUGUAUAUAUAUAUCGGCUUGUGUGUUUAUUUUAUGAGAGCUGGCUUAUUAUUCGUGCAAACUGAGAUUUGUUCUUAUUUUUGUCUAAUGCCCAUUUUGCACCAACAGAAAAUUCACUGCUAUGUUCUGUAGAUGACUUAAGAAGUUGUUUGAUCAGUCUCUGGCACGUGUUCAUUAUGCAUAUAUAUGUGUGCGUGUGUGUGUGUGAGUGUGUGUGUGAGUGUGUGUGUGUGUGUGUGUGUGUGUAUACAUACCUGUUUGAUUGUACACUUGGUUGAUAAUACUUGCUAAUUAUAAUUUGAUUGAUGUUUUUAUGUAUAUGUUGGGUCUGCCAUUUUCUUUCAACCUUUUCAAAUAUUUUAAAUUGAAAAGAUUUUGAUGGCAUAUUAAAAACAAGAACAAUCCGUCAUAAUUGCUGAAAUGUUUUUUGUUUUUUUUAUUAUUUAUGAUAUAUGAAAUUGAAGCAUCCCCUUUUAUAGCUGCUGUAAGAACAGUUAACUGUUUCUCGGUGCACUAGCCUUCAACCUAGUAAUUAUAUCAUGAGUUUAAAACUGUUAAGGAACAUUAGUGUGAAAGCUUAAAUAAAAAGCAAUAUCAUACUGAUUCAAGUUUGAUUUGUUUUUGUAUUAAAGAGAAGGUUUGGAAAUGCCACACGUGGUUAUUUGACUUA